UCUCUGUCAAACAUCCGAAUAUGUGAAGAUGACGGCAUAGAUAAUUGCUCUGAUGUCAAACUACGUUUCAAUGUCCGGUCGUAACAAACUCUCAUAGGAUCCUGUGUUGUUUGCUUAUGUGAUUACCGAUCUCUUGCAUAUCAAAAGAGGUCCGACAAGUGUAUUUAAGUCAACUAAGACACUACCUACCUAAACAUAAGUCGCUCAAAACAUUAAACCUCAAACUUCAACCCUCAUCAUCCAACAGUCCAAAAUACCUAUCAAAUCUCCAAAACCUCAUAAUAACUAGUCCUAUCCAUCAAAAUGUCAUCUGCAUCAAACGAAGGCCGUCAAUCACCUCCCCCUGAGCGCCAGUCUGGCGCUCAGCUCAAAGAUACACCUGCCUCUGGCCAAGGUACUGAUGAAGCACCCAACAAGAAAGAAUCUAUGCAGGAUCAACUUAAGAACUUGACUUCGAACCCUAGAGGACCCCUCGAAGAUUCGGUGGAAGAGAAAUUCACCAAAUCUGCGAAACCGUCAUCGUAAACAAUUGGUGUUGCUGUAUGUAUGGUUAGAGGGUUAUUAGAAAAGCAACAUAUUUAUUUUCAAGGAAGCAAAGGGUUAGGUACGAUACAAUCAGGCGUCUAUGUCUAGCCAACUCGCGAUUAGACAGAUAAAUUCAUCCUGAGCAAUUAUUGUUAUCAGGCACCACUACUCUAGCUUUUGUGUCUAGGUAUUUUAUUUUGAUAUUAUUAUUCGCGCUUCGUGAAAGUUAUAAAUGGUUGUAGGGAUCAUAUUGUGUAGUAGAAACAAUGUCAUAUCGCCCAUGCAACAACGUCGACGCUGACGUACUUGACGACAUUUUUAGCCUUGUCGUAACGGUCAAUAUCGAUGCCUAAAAUCCGUUCACUGUUGUCGCAGAUCGCCCCUAAGAGCAGGGCCUCAUAUCACAAUAAUUUCAUUUCAAGAGAUGGAAGUAUC
Molecule: messenger RNA, 960 nt
Organism: Annulohypoxylon truncatum
Lineage: Eukaryota; Fungi; Ascomycota; Sordariomycetes; Xylariales; Hypoxylaceae
Exons: 2
Coding region: 304-525 (73 amino acids)
Source: RefSeq, a predicted model, not a curated record